CACAGAUGAAAAACAAAAACAGCGUUUUGCUGUUCUUUUCAUACACAGGGCAAGGGUUCAUCGUGCGGUGGUUCUGUAGACACGCUGUGGACAGCUCCUGACUGGACGACCACUGGAAACACAUGACAAAAGACAACCUUUAAAAAAAGCGAACAAGAUGGCUGCAGAAAACUAUACAUUUGAUGAUGGACACAGAGGAAGGAAAGAAGGUGCAGGUCAAUUGGCUCGGGGCCGAUAGAAAUGCAGAGGAGCAGCAACACAGGAAUGUGCAAAGAGGAAUAAAAGAGACUUAUAAAGACUGUGAGGCCGAUUCUCCUCAUGGUAACACAUUAGAUGGACUUUUCCUGCUCCAAUUACAUUGUGUCGAUAAACCGUCUGAGCUCUGCUCUGUUCGCAUCAGUGAGCAGAAACUGAAUUCUGUCAAGCCAGAAGACCUCACGGUGUUUGACAACGUAGCGUACAUAGAUGCGUCUGUUAACUCCCUCUCGUUAGGGUCUUUCAGCAGCUUUGUGUCUUUAAGAGAACUCAAUCUGUCACUAAAUGGGCUUUGCAACAUGACGUUUGAUGCUGCUCACUUCCCUCAUCUCCAGGUGUUGGAUUUGUCCUACAACAGUUUGUCAUCUGAUGAUAUUGUUUCCAUCGGUCGUCUUCCACGUCUAAAAGUUCUUCAUCUGACUGGAAAUCAGCUUCAUCGUCUUCCUCCUAAUCUGGGUUCCUUCAACCAUGACCCGACUCAACAGCCCGCUAAAGAAGACGACACAGAGUUUAAAGCUCUUGAAGUUCUGAUGCUUGACGAUAACAAACUGUCCUCUGGAGUCUUCAACAGUCUUGCAAACCUUAAGAGGCUGAAGCAUUUAAACCUACAGGGGAACCUUAUAUCUGAAAUACCAUAUUUGCCACUGACAUGUUCAAAACCUCGGCAGACUUCUGUUGAAGAGCAAGCUGAAGAAGAGGCACUUGCCCACACUGAGACAAGUCCUAACGCCGGUAUUUCACAGGAACACUUGAAGGAAGGAAACUCCAGUUUCCCACUACCUGAGCUUCAGUUCCUCAAUUUAGCCGACAACAAGAUCGCAGAGGAGGAAGCACUGAUGGCUGCUGCUGUUUUCCCAAUGCUUCGAGAAAUGGACAUUCACUCCAACCCUCUGACCACGCAGAGAAGUGGAGACCCUCCCUUACUCACCUAUUACCUCCACGAGAGACUGGGGAUUACCAUAAAGCGUAAGAAGACACAAGAGGUGGCGAAGCUCCCACUGAAGGCGUCCACUGAUCCUAAAUGGAAGGUGGAGGAAAGAAUCCCAAAGGGGUCAAAGAAGCUAUUGUUGAUGGACGCACCUUGUUCUGCCCGAAGUGAGACGAAGAAAACACCAGAAUCUGAGGGCGAGCACGACACCUUCCAGGAAAACACAGAGCACUUCUUUCUUACUCAGGCAACAGAUGUUCCUGAAUAUGAGUUUGACCUUCCAGCUGACGAGAAAGAAACUGCAGGGAACAAGGAACGAUUGAUGGAUGCAAAAGCUAAACCGAGUCCUGAUGUGGUGGAGCCCGUCGGAAUCCAAACCGCUGUUCGGAUGCUGGAACACACACUGAAGAAUCUUAAUGUUUACAGAGACUCAAAACCAAAGCUUGAUAGCAUCCAGAUGCCACACAGAGAAAGAGAGACAAGGAUUAAGGAACUUCCAGCCGUGAAGCCAAUAAAGCAGCCAGCUGAAAGGGUUAAUGAAAUGAUCAAGGAAAUCAAGGAGAGCACAACGAUCAGAGUAGUCCCCUUAAGCAGCGCCAUACAAGGCACAGGCGUCAACGAGCAAGAGCGCAAGGAAGCUCUGUCGCUGCUGAGAGACAUGAAGACGAUGCACAAGAUGGUCCAUAAGAAAACAAUGGAGCAAGCAGCCAGCAUUGAGUCUGACAGAAACACCAACCAAAACGGAGCUGAACCUCCACCUGUGCAGAAGCUCCCGAGUGCUUAAAGCUCAACUGUUUUCUCUCAGGCAACACGCUGUGAUAAGCAGUGAGGAAGAUGUGGAUUCCAGCGCACAUGAAGUGUCCUGAAGCAUUAAAGCGCUGCUGCUUUACAGACUGCUCCGACGUCUUUAUUCAUUUCACUUUUCACCUCCUGACCAGAGAAGAAAGACAACAGAACUGUGGUGGAUUUAUAGCACAAUUACAUCCACGACGAGCCCAGUGGUAACUAAAAAUAUAAGUGUUCUUAUCAACCAAUGAGUGCUAAAGCUGAACACCUUAAAAUCAGCCGGAGAGCAUUUAUACUGCAUCAUGGCAAUAGGUUUGAUAGACCUUUGAGUCGCUUUCUCAUCAUUUAUAACUGUCUAAUAUCUUCUGUUUUGUUGAGUCUAGUGGAACCUGCUCGUAUAGUCUUAAAUACAACAAUGUGAUUAAAUUAAUUUAGUGAUGCUAGCUGUGCUCAUUUUUAUUAGGCCAGAACAAGAGUAUUUAAUAGAGCAGUGGUUUGUAACUUUAAGCAGACGUCUGCAGUUCAGUAUGAUUUACAUCCCACAUUUAUAUAACACCUCGAUGAUCGUGUUUUAUUGUACCGUAAGUUGAUAUUGUAAGCUUUUAUUUCCUAAAAGCUUACAAUGGAUGCUUUUUCAUUUCUAGUCAUGUUCUGUUUUUGUUCAUUCUCUUUUGGGAGAAUCUGUGGAAUGCAGGUUCAGCCCAGGUGGAGUAAAUCAAUAGGUGCUCUGAAGAUAUUUCAUGGGAUUCUACAUUUAUACAUUCGUGUGUGGGUGUUUCCCUGCUUCUGUAUGACUGGAAAAUGAUAUAUGUAUUACAUACAGUAAGAACGGGCUUUGUGUUACUAGUAUGUUGUCGUUCUAUGACGCGUGUUUCACAUGUUCAACAUUUAUUAUCCAUAUAUUUGCAAUAUUUUUUUCCUGUAACAAUGCCAUAAGUAUAGUGUACAUACACAGCAGUGUGGUUUGAUUUAAAAUUGAACAGUUUUGAUCUGGUGAAUAAAUUCACAUUUUGAAAGCUA
Molecule: messenger RNA, 2989 nt
Organism: Anarrhichthys ocellatus (wolf-eel)
Lineage: Eukaryota; Metazoa; Chordata; Actinopteri; Perciformes; Anarhichadidae
Gene: xrra1
Product: X-ray radiation resistance associated 1
Exons: 19
Coding region: 183-1967 (594 amino acids)
Cellular component (GO): nucleus
Molecular function (GO): protein binding
Source: RefSeq, a predicted model, not a curated record